Molecule: messenger RNA, 273 nt
Organism: Penicillium vulpinum
Lineage: Eukaryota; Fungi; Ascomycota; Eurotiomycetes; Eurotiales; Aspergillaceae
Exons: 2
Coding region: 1-273 (90 amino acids)
Source: RefSeq, a predicted model, not a curated record
AUGGAUAUGGCUGGGCUGAAGUACACCACCCCCUCCACUGGUAGACGCACAGCGACAGUGGGGCUCUCAGAGUCACAUUUGACAAGUAUCAACAAGAUUGGCAGCCGGAGAGACCGACUUCGGGAGCUAUCUGAGACAUAUACUCCCAAUCCUCGAAUUGGUACAAUCGAUGCGGGCCCGACGGACCAGAGAGUGACAACAGAACCGGUCGAGCCAAUCGUGCAGAGCAUACAGCACAACCGGACCAAUGAAAGCGAGGAAGAGCCACUAUAG